AUGUCUCUCGGCACCGAUCGUCCCGACUUCAGCUCACCUUCAGCUCAGCCAUUGACCACUCCACGUUCGCAAUGUAGUCCAUCGAUGUCACAUACAAUGCUCACUCACAAAGACCCUCGUAGCCCACUCAGCGCUUCCUUUACCACAACUCGCAUCAACAAGACCACAUUCGUAGUCGAAGAGGACGAUGCCUUUGGCGAACACCCCCUCAUCUAUGUAAAGCUCCACCCAACACUUCCUCUGCUCAUAACCUCGGAUACAGGCGGUGAUGAGCCUAGCGAGCGCAACAAGCACGCCGCUUGCAUUCACCUGCGAGAGUAUCUCGAGAAGUACCCUGUGCCAUGCAACAAUAAUUCUCCGCUCAACCCGGGAGGCGCCAGGAAGUACAUCAUAAUCGUUACACAUUGCCACUAUGACCAUCUCGGAGGCGUCUCGCAGUUCCUCCAAGGCGGCACAACCGAGAUCAUCGCCUGCGCCGCCGGACGAGACUUCAUCGAGUCAGAUGUGGAAACCCACGGCCUCUUCAGAUUCGUCGACAAAGUAACUCCUUACUUCAACGUAACGCACUGGGCACAGUCGUUCGAGAAGCUGAAGUAUCCCAUCCCCCACGAAGAUGAUGACAAACUCGAUGAAAAGACUACCGACCUCGGCAUAACAAUCCUCCACACACCAGGCCACACUCCCGACGAACUCGCCUGGUACGACCACGCCGAAAUGCACCUCUACGUCGGCGACAGCUUCCACGAAGAACUCGGCAACGAACGCAUGCCUAUCGUCUGGCCGAGCGAGGGUAACAUGAUUGAAUGGGCGUUCUCCAUGCAGAAGCUGAAGACGUUCAUCAAGGCUGAGAAUUCCCAUGCCGAAAGGCCUACUUCGAGUGGUAGCGAUUCGGGCUUUGAGAAAGUGGCGAGGCGAGUGAAGGUUGGCUGUGGACAUCAGACGCAUUCGGCUGAUGCGGAAGAGCUGAUGGAGAGGCUGGAACGAUUGUGGUGGAAGGUGUUGACGGGAGAGGUGCCGGCGGGCAAGAAGGAGGUUUGGAGGAACGAUGCGACGUUUACGUGGAGAGAGGAGAAUGUCGUAUCUGGAAUGUCGUUUCGUGGCCCGGCGCGGUUGGUCGACGAGGCGAGGAAAUUCUUCUUGAACGGCGAGAGGAGCAACGGAGAGCACAGCGCUGGAUUUGUGUAG
This is a messenger RNA of Fulvia fulva, 1185 nucleotides long. RefSeq lists its product as uncharacterized. NCBI's taxonomy places the organism in Eukaryota, Fungi, Ascomycota, Dothideomycetes, Mycosphaerellales, Mycosphaerellaceae. The record is from RefSeq and is a predicted model, not a curated record. The transcript has a single exon. Bases 1 to 1185 code for a protein of 394 amino acids.